Messenger RNA from Theobroma umbraticum, 2162 nucleotides. It is a transcript of the gene TLP10, whose product is annotated as tubby like protein 10. Gene Ontology annotation, molecular function: protein binding. Lineage: Eukaryota; Viridiplantae; Streptophyta; Magnoliopsida; Malvales; Malvaceae. The record is from RefSeq and is a predicted model, not a curated record.
GGUUGGAGCCUGCUUUUUAGCUCUGUAGCUUUUGCCUCAUGAACCCAAUAUAAAAUUGUUUUUCAUUUUAUUUAAAGAAAAAUAUUCACAUCGACCCCAAAGAACUAAAUAAAAAAAAAAUCAAGAAAGCAAAAAGAAACUUGUAGAGUUGCCUUUUUGGUUUUUUAUUUUUUGGCUCGGUAGCCCGUGAGCUGAAUUUAAUGUGGGUGUGGAGUCCGGAUUAGAUUAGAGAGUAGGCACAAGGAAGAAGACUUCUAAAAAAAAAAGAAGAAAAAGAAAGAGAAGACUGUUCUACUUGGAACAGUUCUGACGUUGAUCCCCUACCCACCAUCUUUUUUUUUUUUUCUGGUUCUGUUAUGUGAAAAAGCUGUCUGGGUUUUUUGUUUUUGAUCUUGUCUUUGGAUUCGCUGCAUGUUUCAGAUCUUUGGUGUGUUUUGAGGCUACAGCUAUGGUGUUUUGAUUAGAUUCAGCCCUGAGAUUUAAGGCCUUGAUUCUUGGAAGCCGCUGGCACAUCAUCGGCGGAGUAUUAUUAUCAGAAGGCUUCAGAAGAGAUAUUAUAAUUGAGCUGACUUUGCUAUCUGCUUGAAAAAUGUCGUUCCGUAGCAUAGUUCGUGAUGUGAGAGAUAGUUUUGGGAGCUUGUCUAGACGGAGCUUUGAUGUUAGACUGACAGGGCAUCACAGAGGAAAAUCUCAUGGUUCUUUACAUGAAUUGCAUGAUGAGCCUCUUGUAGUUCAGAACAGCCGUUGGGCGAAUCUCCCUCCAGAGCUGCUUAUUGAUGUGAUUAAGAGGUUGGAAGAGAGUGAGAAUACGUGGCCUGCUCGAAAGAAUGUUGUUGCUUGUGCAUCAGUUUGCCGAUCAUGGAGAGUCAUCUGCAAAGAAAUAGUGAAGAGUCCUGAAUUCUGUGGGAAGCUUACUUUCCCUGUGUCUCUGAAGCAGCCUGGGCCACGCGAUGGAACCAUUCAGUGUUUCAUCAAAAGGGAUAAAUCUAAAUUAACGUAUCAUCUCUUUCUGUGUCUUAGCCCUGCAUUGCUAGUUGAAAAUGGGAAAUUCCUUCUUUCUGCAAAAAGGACCCGCAGGACUACUUCUACAGAGUAUAUCAUUUCUAUGAAUGCUGACAAUAUUUCAAGAUCAAGCAGCAGUUACAUUGGAAAGCUGAGGUCAAACUUCCUUGGCACAAAAUUCAUAAUAUAUGACACCCAGCCAGCCUGUACCUCUGCUCAUGUUCCUCCACCAGGCCGAACAAGUCGAAGAUUUUACUCCAAGAAAGUUUCCCCUAAAGUCCCUACUGGCAGCUACAACAUAGCUCAGAUUACUUACGAACUAAAUGUUCUUGGUACCCGGGGGCCACGAAGAAUGCACUGCAUCAUGCAUUCUAUCCCUGCCUCAGCUCUUGAUGUGGGUGGUUCUGUCCCUGGCCAGCCUGAGCUUCUACGCCACCCUUUGGAGGACUCAUUCCGGAGCAUCUCCUUUUCAAAGUCUCUUGACCAUUCUGUUGAGUUCAGCAGCUCUCGAUUUUCGGAGAUUGGUGUGUCUCAUGAUGAUGAGGAGGACGGGAAAAUGAAACCCUUGAUCCUCAAAAACAAGCCCCCUAGAUGGCACGAGCAGUUACAGUGUUGGUGCCUGAAUUUCCGUGGCAGGGUAACCGUGGCAUCCGUGAAGAACUUUCAGUUGAUUGCUGCCACGCAGCCAGCUGCUGGUGCACCCACUCCAUCUCAGCCAGCCCCACCUGACAUCGAUAAGAUAAUCCUACAGUUUGGCAAGGUCGGCAAAGAUAUGUUCACCAUGGAUUACCGUUAUCCCCUAUCUGCAUUUCAGGCUUUUGCAAUCUGCCUGAGCAGCUUUGACACCAAAUUGGCUUGUGAAUAGAAUGAACAAAAACGGAUGAUUGUGGCCAGCAAAACACAUAAAAGAUUAAUGACAAUCUUUAACUUCUUUCUUUUUUCUCUUGUUCUCAUCUUCAUUAUCUUCUCUUUUGCCAUUUCUUCCCUUUAGGGUGAUCAUCAGUAGGCUGGAAAAUUGAUACUGUUGUAUUGUUGUAAACUAAUUUUUAUCUUUGGGUGCCACCUGAAUGGCGGCGUGCAACAUAGUAAACUCUAAACUUUCUUCACUUCUGUUUGUUCUUCCUCGUUAAUUCAUGAAUGGUCAAUCGGUUUGCUUGCUA